UAAACACCCUGAUCGGCUCCAAACAUUCUCUCAGAGACACACUCGGAGAGGGAAGGCGAUGGCUUCCAUGGGGUUGCAGAUGGCGGGCUGCGCCAUGGGCCUGCUGGGCUGGAUCGGGGUGCUCAUCGUCUGCGGCACGCCCAUGUGGCGGGUGACGGCCUUCAUCGGCAGCAACAUAGUGACAUCCCAGGUCGUGUGGGAGGGCAUUUGGAUGAGCUGCGUGGCCCAGAGCACGGGCCAGCUGCAGUGUAAGGUGUACGACUCCAUGCUGGCUCUGAGCAGCGACCUGCAGGCGGCCCGGGCCCUGGUGGUGGUUUCCAUCGUCACCGGCAUCGCGGGCAUCUUCAUAGCGUUCGUCGGCGGGAAGUGCACCAACUUUAUUCCAGAGGAGAGGGCCAAGGCGAGGGCCUCGGUGGCAGCAGGCGUGUUGCUGAUCAUCAGCGGGCUCCUCUGCCUUAUCGCCGUUUCGUGGACUGCCGGCAUUAUCAUAAGGAACUUUUACAACCCCCUGCUGGUGGAUGGCCAGAAAAGAGAGUUGGGGGCCUCUCUGUACAUCGGCUGGGGGGCCGGGGCGCUGCUGCUCUUGGGAGGAGCGCUUCUGUGUGCCAGCUGUCCCCCCAAGGAAGACAAAAAACCUUCGGUGAAGAACCUCCUGAACAAUUCUGAAGGAAACGGCAAUGAGGAAUCAAUAUACUCGUUUACGCCGAACAAGACGUAUAUCUGAGAUUUCUGAAGGCACAAAUGAGAUGUCUGUCAUGAAGUAAAAUACACUCACGUGUUUAAUCAGCUGCUGUGAAA
This is a messenger RNA of Cyclopterus lumpus (lumpfish), 798 nucleotides long. Its product is annotated as claudin-4-like. Lineage: Eukaryota; Metazoa; Chordata; Actinopteri; Perciformes; Cyclopteridae. Gene Ontology annotation, biological process: cell adhesion; bicellular tight junction assembly. Gene Ontology annotation, cellular component: plasma membrane; bicellular tight junction. The record is from RefSeq and is a predicted model, not a curated record. Bases 59 to 724 code for a protein of 221 amino acids. Gene Ontology annotation, molecular function: structural molecule activity. The transcript has a single exon.